GAAGAGAGCGACCAAGAUGAUUCAUUCAAAAAAAAAAGGAGUGUGUGUGUGAUAGAGUGUGUGUGUGUGUUUGGGUGUGCCUCUUAAAGCAGCAGGUAUCUUCAGCUCAGUCUCACUGAAACUGUCGAACCGUCCUCAUGGAUCCUCUGACGCUGCUACUGCUGAUCACCUUGAUCGGACGCUGCGCAGGGGCAGACAUCCUGCCUGACGGUCCCGUGGACGCGACCCUGGGCUCUGACGUGGUCCUGAAGACGCUGCUGACCAACCCAGAAUACGCCUUUAUGAUCUGGAGCUUCAGCGACGGCACGGACCAGGUAAACAUCGCCACGCAGGGACAGACGGCCCUCAAAGUCAACUCACGUUACGAAUCCAGGGUGUCCGUGAACGCAACCGACGGAUACCUGACCCUACGAAAACUGACGCGCGAGGACAACGGGGACUACAGUUUAACCGUGGUGUCCGCGGACGGAACCACCAGCACUGGCGAGAUCAAUUUAGAUAUUUUGCAACCGGUGUCUGACGUGCUCAUCAGUUCUGACGUCUCGGAGGCCGUGGAACACAACAGCACCGUGGUCCUCACUUGCACCGCCAAGGGCUCCUACCUGAAGUUCGCCUGGCUCAAUGGCAACCUGCCGCUGGUGGCCGACAACAAACGCAUCACCCUCAAAAAUGCGGACACGUCCAGUACCCUGACCGUCACUGGGAUCCUCAGGUCGGACCUGACCGGUCCAGUUUACUGCACUGCCACCAACAACCUGCAGAAGGAGAAGAGCGCCCCCUUCAAUCUCACAGUCCACUACGGUCCAGACGGAGUGACCAUCAGCCCCACGGACACGCCGCGGUACGUCAGAGCCAAGUCCAACUUCAACCUGUCGUGCUCCGCCCCCUCCAGCAGCCCUGCCGCCUCCUUCACCUGGUUCCACGGGGAGAAGCAGAUGGAGGCGACCGGUCCCGUCCUGACCCUGGAGGUCAUCCAGAAGCUGGGCUUAGGGAAGAAGGUGGAGGCGUUCAGCUGCAAGGCCGAGAACGCCAAGACGCGCCGCGUCAUCGCCUCCUCCGCCGUCUCCUUCGCUGUGAUGGACGCCAUCUCUGGCGUCAAACUCACAGGUCCAGGUUCCACCCUCGUCGCAGGGAACAGCUCCACCAACCUCAGCUGCAAGGCUACUGCAGGCACCGUUGCGACUACAACGUGGCUAAAGGAUGGUGCGCCUUUGUCUGCCAGCGGGGGGCGCCUGGUGUUCUCUGAGGACAAGAGCUCGCUGAAAAUUCAGCCGCUGCAGAAAGAGGACGGCGGCGAGUACAAGUGUCAGCUGACCAACCCCGUCAGCAGUGAACACGACUCCUUCAGGCUGGUGGUCAACUUUGGUCCUGAACCUGCGGCCGUGCAAGGAAAAGACGCCGUGGAGGUCAACGACCCCGUGACGCUCACGUGCUCGGCGCAGUCGGUGCCUCCGGCCAGCUACACCUGGAAAUUAAACGGCACGCUGACGGCGGUGAAAACGGCCGAGUACGUGAUAGAGAAGGCUUCGUUCAAGAACUCGGGGACGUACACGUGUGAGGCGCACAACGCCGUGACGGGACAGAACAGCACGUACAGUCACACCCUGGCGGUCAAAGAAGAAGGAGAUCUGGACGGUCUGUCAGACGGAGCCAUCGCUGGAAUCGUCAUCGCGAUCUUAGUGGCUCUGGCUGCUGCCAUCGGCCUCACCUUCUACUGCCGACAGAAAGUACCGGUGGAGUCUCCAUACUAGAGAGCCCUCUGCUGAAUGUGCACGGCCCACACCUUCAACAUUUCCCAUGAUGCAUCUGUGCAUCAGAGGGGGAAGGCAGUCAACUGGUGCCGUGUUCAUCACCCGGCCUGGAAACAACGCAGCUUUCCCAUCAUGCCUCUCUCUUUUCCUCUCUGUGUCCUCCACUCUGUCGUUCUCCUCCCUCACCCUGACAUUGCUGAACACACACACACACACACACACACACUCUGCGGGGGGAGGAGGGGGGAGUCAGAGAAGUCUCUCUCUGCGUGUUGAUACCUCACUGUUUCUGGUGCUCGUUGUUUUCUCACCUCUGCUCGUCUCCUUCACACAUGACUCCUUGACUCCUUGACUCCUUGACUUCCUGUCUUGUGCUGGUAACCAAAACUGCCGGACGUCCAAUCAGAGCACUUCCUGCUCUGAGGUCCCAGAAUUUGACUCCCACUGUCCUGUCCACUACCUUCUGUCCUGGUGUCCACGUCCUCUCUUGGCUUCUUGUCCCGAAGUCAACGACUUUGUACUGAUGUGUCCUUAAUGUCCUGAAAGACAUCAUUUCCUGAUGUUAUCGACUUCCUGUUCUGUUGUUACUGACUUCCUGUUCUGUUGUGACUGACUUCCUGUUCUGUUAUCAACUUCCUGUUCUGUUGUUACUGACUUCCUGUUCUGUUAUCGACUUCCUGUUCUGAUGUUGCUGACUUUAAAACGGUUCCAGUGACGUCAAGCUGUAAGAGAAUCAAUAUUGAUUAAUCCGUUUAUCAAUAACGAUGAUUUAGUUUUUAACACAUUUUCUGGCGUUUUAUUAAACCAAAGUUAACAGAAUAAAAGUGAUUUGUUCCUAAAAUAUUAGUACCUGGUACCGGUGCUGACACGUGGAUCCAUAACUUGAACAGUGAAUAUAUGAAAAUACUUUUACUACAGUCAGAGUACUCCCGUUUUGUAUUUCCUCGAUUAUUGGACAUGUUUUUCAUAAAGUGAGUGAUGACAUCAUCAUCACGGCUGUGUGACAUCAUCAGAUGUCUGACCCUGACGACAUUAAAUGUCUUUGGUUUAAAAAAGAAAAUGUGGGUCAGGACAGGACUUGAACGUGUCACGACCUGGAACCAGAGGUGAAGCGUUCACAGAUGUGGGCCACACCACGGGUUGGACCACGGGAGUGGAAGUCUCUGUUGAAGUUCCCGUCCUCUGUCGUCGUUUGUUUGUUUGUUUGUUUGCGUGGUUGAUCUCAGACAUCGUCGUGCACUGAUCCCAGUCAGAAAGGUAUUUAUUUUCUUAAAGAUCGUUUGUUUUUUCUGACAUCUCGAACUGCGGACGUUUGUUUGUUUGUUUGUUUGUCUGUUUGUUUUGCUCGUUAGCUUCAUUAGCGUCCUGCGCAUCAUUUUUGUCACAGUUACUGUGAGUAAAACUUCAACGUCGUUGAAUCAGAAACGACCGGAGCUGGAGUUCAGAGCGAGACGCUGCAGAGUUUCCGUCACUUCUGAAGGUCAGUGACAGGAGACUCUGGACCACGCGGUGGGUCCCAGAGUCCAGACCGCGGGUCUGCAGCUGGACUUCAGGUCUGGUCGUCACUGGUCGACCGCCGUCUGAAGAUGAUUGUUUUCAACUUUGUCUUUGGUUUUUGUUGUUUACAGAAAAAUGAACUGUAAUCGCAUUAAAGAAAUGUGAACGCGGGCCGAUGGUGGAGUGUUUUUGUACUGAGGCUCCAUGAGCAAUCAGAGUCAGAGCUUCUCUCAGACAGCCAAUCACAGGACACUGAGUGUAGAUGAGACUGACAGCCGCGGGGCGUUUCUGACGCUCCUCACCUGCCAUGCCCACACACACACACACACACACAGA
This is a messenger RNA of Cynoglossus semilaevis (tongue sole), 3584 nucleotides long. Its product is annotated as carcinoembryonic antigen-related cell adhesion molecule 1. The record is from RefSeq and is a predicted model, not a curated record. Bases 138 to 1751 code for a protein of 537 amino acids. Lineage: Eukaryota; Metazoa; Chordata; Actinopteri; Pleuronectiformes; Cynoglossidae. The transcript is spliced from 11 exons.